This is a messenger RNA of Oppiella nova, 951 nucleotides long. The record is from the annotation of a GenBank genome assembly. Lineage: Eukaryota; Metazoa; Arthropoda; Arachnida; Sarcoptiformes; Oppiidae.
AUGAUUUUAAACGCCAAAGCAGAAUAUGGCGUUCCUGUAAAAAUUUAUACAAAAGAUGUGGAUGAGGAAAGCCUAACCCAACUGCGAAAAAUGGCACAAUUGCAAUUUAUUCAUUCACAUAUCGCAGUCAUGCCAGAUGUACAUUUGGGUAAAGGCGCAACCGUGGGAAGUGUUAUUCCCACCAAAAAUGCCAUCAUUCCUGCUGCGGUUGGCGUGGAUAUCGGUUGUGGUGGUGGUAAUCACUUUAUUGAACUGUGUAUUGAUGAAAAUGAUGAUAUCUGGGUCAUGCUGCAUUCAGGUAGCCGUGGCUUAGGUAACGUGAUUGGCACUUACUUUAUUGAACGUGCCAAGAAAGAAGCACAACAUCGUUUUGGUCACGUGCCUGAUAAAGACUUGAGCUACUUUGCAGAAGGUUCGACGAAUUUCGAUGAUUAUGUGGAAGCUGUAGAAUGGGCACAAGAAUAUGCUUUUGAAAACCGACGCGAAAUGAUGCGUUUAAUUUUAGAAGCAAUUCGCCCUUUAUUACCAAGUUUUCAAAUGACCAAAGAAGCGAUUAAUUGUCAUCAUAAUUAUGUACAGAAAGAACUUCACUUUGGUGAAGACGUAUUUGUUACACGUAAAGGUGCAAUUCGUGCAGGACUCGAUGAAUAUGGGAUUAUCCCCGGUUCAAUGGGCGCGCAAUCUUUUAUCGUUAAAGGUAAAGGUAAUCCAGAUUCUUUUUGUUCAUGCUCACAUGGUGCAGGACGUAAAAUGAGUCGUUCUAAAGCCAAGCAUUUGUUUAAUCAGCAAGAUUUGAUUGCACAAACAGUAGGCAUUGAGUGCCGCAAAGAUAAAGGUGUGGUUGAUGAGAUUCCUAGUGCCUACAAGGAUAUUCAUCAAGUUAUGGCCAAUCAAAAUGAUUUGAUUGAUGUGGUCCAUACACUGAAACAAGUAUUGUGUAUUAAAGGCUAA